Molecule: messenger RNA, 8242 nt
Organism: Mauremys reevesii (Reeves's turtle)
Lineage: Eukaryota; Metazoa; Chordata; Testudines; Geoemydidae
Gene: PIP5K1C
Product: phosphatidylinositol-4-phosphate 5-kinase type 1 gamma
Exons: 18
Coding region: 393-2351 (652 amino acids)
Biological process (GO): phosphatidylinositol metabolic process
Molecular function (GO): phosphatidylinositol kinase activity
Source: RefSeq, a predicted model, not a curated record
CAUGGGAGGGAACAGGUGCACGUGUGUUCUAACGCCCAAUCCGCGGCUUCCGGCUACAGGGGCCGUCUAGCCACGAGAGCGCCGCUCUAUAGCCUCUGACCUCCCCGCCGCACAGGCCCUAUCUGCCCCCCUAGGCCAGUGGGUGGUUCAUUUCCGUGCCUGGGGGUCCCUCUACCUCUGCUUCCUGCGCUCUCUAUGAUCUUCUGCCGCCUCCAGCGCCCACAGGGGCGCCUCUAGCCGCCGCACUCCCGGCUCUAUGGUCCGCGCGGCCCGGAGCGCUUCCCAGUCUCCUCAGCGCCCGCGUCGCUGCUGCUGUCGGCCGGAGCCGGGGGAGCGAGCGCGGCGGCGGCGGCGCUGCCGGGGCCUGCCCAGCCUCCCCGCUCUCGGCGGCCAUGGAGCUGGAGGUGCCGGAGGAUGCGGAGAGCGCGGCAGCCGCCGAGGCCGGAGCCGUCACCCCGGAGGCUGGAUGGGGGGGACCGGACUCGGCAGGAGGUCUGGCACUGAAGAAGACGGCCCUCACUGAGGCCCCAUCAUUACCAGGACAGCCUGGAGUUGGCCAAGGAAAGAAGAUAGGUCAUCGAGGAGUUGAUGCUUCUGGCGAAACUACCUACAAAAAGACCACUUCGACCACUCUGAAGGGGGCCAUCCAGCUGGGUAUUGGUUACACGGUGGGGAACCUGAGCUCCAAGCCGGAGAGAGAUGUCCUGAUGCAGGAUUUUUACGUGGUGGAGAGCAUUUUCUUCCCCAGUGAAGGAAGUAACCUCACUCCAGCUCACCACUACCCUGACUUCAGGUUCAAAACCUAUGCACCCGUGGCUUUUCGGUACUUCCGGGAGCUCUUUGGAAUUCGUCCAGAUGAUUAUUUGUAUUCGUUAUGUAACGAGCCUCUGAUUGAGCUGUCGAACCCUGGUGCCAGCGGCUCCCUCUUCUAUGUCACCAGUGAUGAUGAGUUCAUCAUAAAAACUGUGAUGCACAAGGAAGCGGAAUUCUUACAGAAACUUCUUCCUGGCUACUACAUGAACCUGAACCAGAACCCACGGACCUUGCUGCCAAAGUUCUAUGGACUGUACUGCGUUCAGUCGGGAGGCAAGAACAUUCGGGUGGUGGUGAUGAACAAUAUCCUGCCCCGGGUGGUGAAAAUGCACCUCAAAUUUGACCUGAAAGGUUCAACCUACAAACGCCGGGCAUCCAAGAAGGAGAAGGAGAAAUCCAGCCCCACUUUCAAGGACCUGGACUUCAUGCAGGACAUGCCGGAAGGCCUAAUGCUGGACACAGACACCUUCAGUGCGCUGGUGAAAACGCUGCAGCGAGACUGCUUGGUGUUGGAAAGCUUUAAAAUCAUGGACUACAGCCUGCUGCUCGGGGUGCAUAACAUAGACCAGCAAGAACGGGAGCGGCAAACGGAGGGAGCCCAGAGCACGUCUGAUGAGAAGCGUCCCAUUGGGCAGAAGGCACUUUACUCCACAGCCAUGGAGUCCAUCCAGGGUGGGGCUGCCCGGGGGGAGUCCAUAGAUACAGAUGACACAAUGGGAGGAAUCCCAGCCGUGAAUGGCAAAGGAGAGCGCCUCCUGCUGCACGUAGGAAUAAUAGAUAUCCUUCAGUCCUACAGGUUCAUCAAGAAGCUAGAACACACUUGGAAGGCCCUUGUCCAUGAUGGGGACACGGUGUCAGUGCACAGACCCAGCUUUUACGCAGAGAGAUUCUUCAAAUUCAUGACCAACACAGUGUUCCGAAAGAAUUCCUCUCUGAAAUCGUCUCCAUCUAAGAAAGGACGUAGUGCCUUGUUAGCUGUCAAGAUGCCUGGCCCAACAGCUGCAUUUUCAGCUAGCCAGAUCCCCUCGGAGAGGGAUGAAGCCCAGUAUGAUCUCCGAGCCGCCAGGAGUUACCCCACGCUGGACGACGAAGGUGCUAAACUUAACCAGGACAGGGGGGAAGCAGGAAGGCCAGACCUGCUACCCUGCACUCCCCCUUCCUUCGAAGAAGCAACCACAGCCUCCAUAGCAACGACGCUCUCUUCAACAUCGCUCUCUGUUCCUGAGCGGUCUCCCUCGGAGACCUCUGAGCAGCCCAGGUACAGGAGGCGCACACACUCCUCAGGGCAGGAUGGCAGGUCUCACGAGGAGGUUCGGGUUGAGGAGGAACUCCAGCAGAUAACCGUAGAGCUGGAAAGCAAAUGUGACGUUGAGAUCAUAGCUCCUGAGGAAGACGACAAAGGGGAGGCAGCCUCUUCAGCCUGUGCCAUCGCAACAGCCACAGCUACAAUCGAAGUGGAAACAGCUAGCCAGGCCUCAGAACCAGCCAGCCAGGCUUCAGAUGAAGAUGAUGUGCCAGUCGCAGACAUAUACUUUUAAUCUCUAUGCAGACACUGAAGACCCAGAGAGCAGCGUUUCCCUCUGCAGGUUGAUGUGUUCCCUUUCGUUGACACAGUCGUUCUGAUGGGAUGGGGAUGAGCUUGCUGCACGGCUGGAUCUGGGCACUGCGUGUCAGGCUGGAGCGAAACGCUCUCUAAACGUGUAUUUAUACCUAUCCGAGACACGGACAGCAAAGAAACCUCCCACCCAGAGCGCCUGCGUCAAGCGGCCUGGGUAGUGACUGUUCCCGAACAGGCACCACUGCAGCUACCUACCCGUGUGUGAUACUGUGAACCUUUUUAAUUUUUAAUCAUGUAUUUAUUUCUUUUAUCUUUGCACAGACACUGCACAAAUGUGCUUUUUUUUUUAAACAUUUAGUUUACUGCACUUUUUUUGGUUGUCAUGUUCUAUUUAUGUGCUUCAUCAAGAGUGUGAAACCUCACAGGAGACAGAGAGCAAAUCUUCACUUGGGGGGGGUCUGAGGAGGGCAGGUCCAGUCCUAGCUUCACUGAUGAGGCGGCCAUGUGGUCUGACCCCCAGACAACAGGACUGGGAGUCAGGAGGCCAGACUGUGUGACCUUGGGCAAGUCACUUUGCUACUCUGUGCCUCGGUUUCCACAUGUGUGACUGUGAGUAAUACCCACCUGGACCCUCAGAUGAAAGGUGCUAUGUGAAUGCAAUGUAUUCAAGGCCAGUGAUGAGAAUUGCUCCUGUAUUCAAGCAGUCUGAGUUAGACAUGCCACUUGAUCUGAAUUUAGAAAUUGCUAGUGACCGCUACAGUUAACUUGUUGAUCUGUAUGGGAGAAGCAAAAACACCCUUGGCUGUAAUGACAUGGCUUCUUGGCCUGGCUCUCGUCUGGGCGUUGGAGAUGGUGGGGGCUCUGCCUUCACCAUGAACUGUGCUGCUCGGUGGUGGGCUGGAGAUCUGCUGGCAGACUGAUAUUCUGGAAGGCUGCUGCCUCAGCCAUGGGGCGUGGAAGGAGGAGAACUGUGACCUGCAGCUGGGCAUUGCAGGCUAUUGAAGUCACUUAGCAGCAGCAUGUUCAUGACUCUAUCUGAUGCUUAAGCGUGUGAGCGUGUCAGAGGUUCAUGUGUAAACCUUCAUAGCUGAAACCGACACGCCACCCUUCCCCCAUAUUGAAGGAGGUCAGAGAAUCCCAGCUGGAAGCGUCUGUAUUGGGCACGUGACACACAUGCUAUUGACGCGCAGCCAGGGGAGGCCAGCUGUGGGAUGUGGCCCCUGAGUCUCUGAGGCAGAUAGCGCUUCUCUGUGCUUGAGAGGCGUCUGUAGACCAGACAAGAUUUGGCUUCACUUAACCAUGAAAUGAACAAAGCAGUGACCUGGAGUUGACUUCAAGUUCCUCCUUGUGAGUGUAGGAUACUGCAGCUGUAGGUCCUGACUUCUCUAGUGAUCCCACCUCCUCUCCCAUGAAUUAGAAAGUCUUGACUGCAGAGAGGGCUUGGGCUUGUGUCUGUCCUCCUUGGACUCCAGUGUAAAGUGAGGGGUAACGAUCACUUUUUAAUGCUGUUACAUUCUUCAAACCUCUGUUCUCAAGCUUCCCUGUGCAGUAGCAGUGAGAGGAUGUCCCCAGUCUAAGCACUGAAGAACUGGUACCGCAGUCUGGCCUGGCAGCACUCAGGACAUAUUGGGGAAGGCAGGUUGGGUCGGUGGGAGUGUCGAAGCUUUUUUCCCAGGAGCUGCCAAUGUUCUGAGAAUCUUCAGCCGAUGACUUUCUCUUCCUUUUUGAAAUACCCGGAGCCUGCGUUUUCAAUCCCUGCCCUGCGGAGGCUGAAGACUUGCACUCCCAAUGUGUGCCGGGCUUUGUAGGAGCCAUUACGCUGUUUGAGCUUCACCUUUAUUGGUCUAGAAUAUCCUUUCUUUGGAACUCAUGUGGGUUUAAAAGAACCCCUCUUCCCUCCUUAACGGCGGUGAAAACAAAGAUGCUGUCAUUACAUCCAUGAGUCAGGUGGCGAAUCUGCUACAGAACUCUGGCAGGUUCCUAAAAGCUUUCUCAGAAUCCUACAUAGCCCCUUCUCUCAUUGCACACAGGUGGAGGUACCGUCACUUGGGUAUUGGGUGGUAUCUAGUGCUGAGCUCAGGCCCACCUGGCGGUCUCCUCUCCAAAGAGAAGGCUGGCGAAGGAGCUAGGGAGGUGAACAAUGCAGAGACUCCGUUACUGCUGAGUGCUAAAGGCAGAAGAUUUCAGAACCCAGCUAAAAGUACAGCGCGACUUUUCAGAAGCACUGAGCAGCUCCAAGUCCAAAUGAAGCCGGUGGGAGCUGCAGAUGCUCAGCCCUGUGACAACCAAGCCCUUGAUUUCAACAUCAGGCAAACUAGGCUUUGGGAGGAGCAAUGAAGAUGAGCUAGGCCCAUCUCUGACCAGCAUUUCAGGGCUCUGAAAGGAAGAUGCUUCCUUCCUGGUAAUCAGAUCCUUAGCCUUAUGCCUUUAAAAGAAGAUGCUGAAGUUUGGCACUUCUGAUUGCCCAAGAAUAAAGAUCAGGAUUUUAUUACCUUCAACCAUUUGGAAGAUCUCUGAUCAGUUUAUCCAGUCCACCUACUCCAGUCAGUAUCUCUGCGGCAAAGACAAAGCAUCUUCGGUGAUGAAGUUUGCAGCUGUGGCGUUUCCUUGGUCUGCUCCCACAUUAGAGGCUGAAGCCGAGAGCCUUGUUCUGUGAUGUUGGAAAACUGAUCUUGCUUCCUCCAUUCCAGAAGUAUUCCUUGAUGUUCUCGGGCAGCUUCAUCUGUGUAAAUCUCCUGUUUUCAACCCUUUGCAGCAAGCAAGUAUUUUAGGGUCUGUUAUCGACUCUGUACGUCUUCUAAGGAUUCAGCUCCGCUGGGCAUGCAAAAGAACAUCGCCAAAAAACCCUUCCCCGGAGCCGCACUGCGGGGGGAGUUGGUCAGAAAUAAACCAUGUCGUUCACUUGCAGUCCCAGCCCCCAAAGCAUGGUGCUGUGUUGUCUUGUCUGUUGCAGGAGGCUUAAACUCCCAUUUCUGUAAUGGGAGAGGCACCUGGCUGAAGGAAAGGACCCGUCGGGUGUGUCUACAUUGCAGUUAGACACCUGUGGUUGGCCCGUGCCAGGAGCUGUUUCACUGCAGUAUAGAUGUUCCGGCUUGGGCUGCAGUCCAAGCUCUGAGACCAUCCCACCUCACAGGGUCCUAGAGCCUGGGCCUCAGCCGAAGCCUGAACGUCUACACUGCAGUUAGCCUCACAAGCCCAGCCCAGCCAUGGGAGUUUAACUGCAGUGUAGACAUACCCUUGCGCUCAAAACAAGCUCCUCUUCCAUCAGUUGGACUCUUAUUUCCUGCCUCCUGGACUUCAGCAUAGUAGUUUUGCAAGGCUUAAUCCUACAGUAGGUGGCAUGAGGGAGCUCCCCGCUUCCAGAUCUGGACUGGGGAUAGCGGUUUGCUACUGUCAGUUACCUCUAGGGAUGACACAGCCACUUCCUUUGGGGACGGGGAGGAGAGGGGUUGCAUCACUCAGUUCUGCCCUAGAUCUAUGGUGAGGCUUUGCACUGUGGGGAGGGAAGUGUUUGUAGAAUUUCUCAGAGACUGUUUAAACAGCAGUCAGUCUGCUUCGCUCCAGCAUGAGCCGGAGCCGUCCUACCUCACAUUCGUUCUUGGGGUGGUAUGAAAGUGGCACUCUUACAUUUAUUGUACCUACCAGGAUUUUCAUUGUUAGCUUCACUGUAGCUGACAGUUUGCUUACGAGCUAUCGCCUGUUUCAAGAUCUAGUCUAUUGUAUCUUGGAAAGGAGGCAUCUUGUUUCUUUUCCACUGAAAUGUUAGUGGAACAAUCCAGUGAGACCCUAGGCUUCAAAGUAGCUUCAUGUCAUUACUGUCCCACCAUCAUCCCUGCAUCCUGCCUCUCUCACCUGCUCAAAGUGCGUGGUCAUUGCUUCUGCUACGGCUGUUUCUGAGCUCUGGGGUAGGGGAUUCCGAGGGGAGGGUCUCGUGCCAGACUACAGGGUGCGGAAUGCACAUGGGGGUGUGAUUAAGACCCCACUUCAGUAAAGAAAUGCAAAAUGUUGACUGCCAAGGUGGCCUCUGGGCUGUUGCUGGGUGUUCCAUCCCAAGUCUGAGCCUUUCUUGAGCAGCUCCCGGGCGGGAGAAGCCUCAGUGUGAAUGAUUCAGCAGGCGCACCACCAAAACAAACUCCACUCCACUCCAGUGUGGUGUGUGUUCAGUUGGGACCUUUCCAGAGGGAACAGGAGUAACAGCUUCUCCAGAGAAGACUCCAAAUGUGAACUGUCACUGAAAAUGAACAAACUGCAGAGACUGGUGCUCCAGAGAGACUCCUGGAACCCCCCAAAGCCCCAGGCUCUGCUAGGAGUCUGGGAUCCAUAGCUGUAUCCUUUAUUGCUGCUAGCAGUCAGUCACUGCAGGUAUCCUGCUGUCACGCCCCCGCCAGUAUCAUCUGGGUGCGUGUGUCGAAAUCCCGCAAAAAGAUUUAAUCUCCGCACUGAAGCUGGCAUGGCUGUGAUCCUUGAUGACAGGGACAAGCACAGAGCUUGUGCCAUCUCAUGCUGCCAUCAUCAGCCAGUUGACUCUUGAAACACAUUCCAGCCUUUCCUUGUAGCAAAGAGCCUUCCCUGAGCAGCUAACCCAGCCCUGGUAUCUUUUCUUCACACUCCCACCCAGCAGCAUGGCCCACGGCUUUCAAUGGAAAGGAGAGCUCAGACUUACUGGAUCAGGUCUGAAUUGUUUGAAGUCUACAUUAGACCAAGUAUAAUAUAGCUGCUGUGCAUAUUAGGUCAUUUUGUAUGUAUGCUCCAUGUAAAGAAUGUAUGUAAGUGGGGGGGGGAGUGGGGAGAGCUUCUCUGAAAAAAAGAUGAGACUCCAUGGAUAUUGUCAUGUUUCUCUUUUUUUGUUUCAGUUUAAGUCCUGAAUGCUUUUUUGGAAGUCUUUUCUCAGAGAAAUGUAAAUUGAUGCUAAUUGUUCUUCAGCUGUGCGAUAAAGCAUAAUGUUGUCUUUGAUGUAAACUCAGAGGCAAGCAAACUAUUUAUAAUGUCUAGUGAAUUAAUUGCCUUACCCGAAACCCCAUGGGAACGGUUCCUAACAAUAUUGUUUCCCUUUUUAGUGUAAAGAAUUUUGUAAAUACUUUCAGCGUGAGAUUGCACCCCUAGUUUGUCUUGUCUCUCUGAUGGCUGCUAUUGCUCAGAAAGUGGACACUGUUUGAACGAUUGUACUGUAUUAAAACUAAGGCAUUUUGUGAGACAAUUGAGAUGCAAUGUUCUCUUGGAAUCAUGAACCUAGCUCAAAAGGCAAUACUCGUGUUAAUAGCAGAGUCCUCUCUCCCACCUGUUGGUGACAUUUCCCACAGCCAUCGCCUGUGCUCAUUCCUGACUCCCAUAGAGAGAGACUGCUGCUUUUGUUGAGCCUUGGGUUUGUAGCUCGAGUUGAUUGGCCAUUAACUCAAGUUGGCUAAUACGUUUGUAAAUAUGUGGCCAAUCCACACGUGUGUCCUGACCCACCUGUGACGUACCCACAGUCGCCCUCACAGACGGGUCGGCUAACUCAGCUCAACUUGCAGUGAGUUAACUCGCAUUAAACUCUGACCAAGGCAAAACCGGUUUUGUUGUUAAAUUGCAUCGAGGUCAAUCUUCUCUCAUGUUUUACUUUGUAACUUAUGAAACGUUGUAUGUCUUUAACUAUUGAAGCGGGUUCUAGUAGAACUUUUGAGUCCGACAAUACUUUGACAAUCUCUAAGCUUUUUUUUGUCGAGGGGAGAGCUGUACCUUUGAAGCCAGAGCUGUGGAAUUUCUGUAUACAAUGUACAACCACCUCUGACGUGAACUAAUAACACUUGUAUGCAACAGCCUCCUCAUUCUGCAGCCCCUCCUCCCCCUUCCUUUAUUUUGGAAAGGAUCUCUAAUAAAUAGAGUAAUCAUGCA